AUGCUACUCAUCGGACUAACUGGAUCCAUCGCCACGGGCAAAUCCACCGUCUCAUCGAUGCUCAAGUCGGCGCCGUACGAGCUGCCCAUCGUAGACGCCGACGUCCUCGCCCGCCAGGUCGUCGAACCAGGCACGGACGGCUACAAGGCCAUCGUCAAACACUUUGGCCCGACAACACCGGAUCUCCUGGUCGAGCCGUCCGACUGCGUGCCGGACAACGGCCCCGACGGCAAGGGACGCCCGCUCAAUCGUCCCGCCCUCGGGAGACGCGUCUUUGGCGACAGCGAGCAGCUGAAAAGGGACCGUGCCGUCCUCAAUGGAAUCGUGCAUCCGGCUGUGCGCAGGGAAAUGUUCAAAAUGGUGCUGGGGUGCUAUCUCCGUGGCCACUGGGCCGUCGUGCUUGACAUCCCGCUCUUGUUUGAGAGCAAGCUGGAUCGCUUCUGUGGGGUGACGAUGGUGGUUGCCGUGUCAGACCCCGAGAUUCAGAUGAGGCGGCUGAUGGAGAGGGAUGCCCACCUGAGCAGGGAGGAUGCCGAGAAUCGGGUGCGCAGCCAAGGUGAUGUGAGGGACAAGGCACAGAGAUGCCUGGCGCGAGGCGAGGCCAACGGCGUGGUUUUGUGGAAUGAUGGAUCCAAGGACGAGCUGGAGCUCAAGCUGCGCGGGGCCGUGACCAAGGUCAAGGAGAGCAGCCCGGAGUGGUGGUCGUGGCUCUUGUUGGGCUGUCCGCCGUUGGCCUUGGCUGCGGCUGCCUGGAGGAUAUGGGGAAAUCUCAAGAUAAAUCAGCAAUGGGAAGAAUCACAGAGGGAAGCAAAGGCGAGACGGUAG
This is a messenger RNA of Metarhizium album ARSEF 1941, 825 nucleotides long. Its product is annotated as dephospho-CoA kinase. The transcript has a single exon. Gene Ontology annotation, biological process: coenzyme A biosynthetic process. Gene Ontology annotation, molecular function: dephospho-CoA kinase activity; ATP binding. Lineage: Eukaryota; Fungi; Ascomycota; Sordariomycetes; Hypocreales; Clavicipitaceae. The record is from RefSeq and is a predicted model, not a curated record. Bases 1 to 825 code for a protein of 274 amino acids.